CCCUAACUCUGUUACUCACUUUCCCGUCUGUGCUUGACUUGGGUAGGGAAAGGAAACUUCAGGAAACUUCUUGAAAGAGGAGAAAUAUUUCGCCACAGUUUCCUGCUGGUCUUUCUCAGAUUUCCCCAUUCUUGACCCCAAUGAUAGGAGGUGGCCUUACAGGAAAAGGUUUGGCCUAGGGAAGCCCAGCAAGAGUGACAGAGUCCCCUGCAGCCUUGGUCCAGUCCCAGGGCUGAGGCUUUCCAGGCCCAGAUGUAGAGCCUGCAGCUGGAGGGUCCCCAAUAAGAGAAGGCCUCACCGCAUCUUCCCAGGUCUCCUGCUUCCUGGAGGGAGGCCUGUGCUUUGAUUUCUCCUCCCCAGGGCUUUCCUGCUCCCUCACAUCCCUACCCCCACCCCAGCUCAAGAAGAGGACUCAUGGCCUGGGAGGCCACGUGCCUGCUAGGGCUUGUCCUGCUGGUGCUCCUGGCCUCAGGUGAGGGGAAGAUGGAAAGACAAGGUUCCUGGGCACAGAAGACAGAGCUGCUGCCUGCCCUGGAGGGUGACACCAUCUCUGUGAGAUGCCAGUACCGGCCUUCCCAGCUUUUGCGUGUGAAAAGCUGGUGUAGGCAAACAAGAGCCAGGACAUGUUUGGUAUUAGUGGAUAGUCCCAGGACAGUGCCUCGGGAGCCUCGAUAUUCCAUCCAGGAUGAUCACACCUCUGGUGUCUUCACCAUCACCAUGACUGAGCUCAGGGGGAGCGACUCAGGGGUCUACUGGUGUGGAAUAUCUAAUCUUCAGUCUUCCCAGAUCUCUGUUCUCAAAAUCAUCCAUCUGGUGGUAUCUCAGGCUUCAACACUACCCCCCACCAGGAGCACCAGGAGGACAACAGUCCUGACCUCUGCGACCAGCCCUGUCAUUGACAGCCCUCUGGACAAGUGGAAAUUUAUCACCCUGAGUGUGGUGGUGGCCGUCCUGCUUGUGCUGGUGCUGAUGCUAGCUGUCAUCAUGGCCGUGCGCCUCCAGAAAGCCCGAGGAAAAGCUGGGAAAGGUGAGGAUGACUCACACCAUGUCUACAAUGAAUUUUCUGUCCAGAAGGAGGAGACCAUUGGCUAUGCUCACAUGGUGUCUGAUAAGGACUCUGGGGAUAUCUGCUAUGCCUCACUCAUCCACCUAAACCACUCCAGCCCUGAAGACUCCAUCUAUGCCAAGACCCACCCCAACCUGAAGCACAUGCCUGACCCCAUUCUGUCUGUGGAAUAUGCCAGCAUCACUGGAAAGGGACCCAGCCCUCCAAGUCAGCUUCCCUAGAAGUGGAGUCUAGAAACUAAAGGCAGAAUUCACCAGGCAAUGAGCAUUUAUCUAAUGCUCUACCAGUAAUGGGUGACUUCCAAAGAUAGCUACCAAUUCCCAGAGCUACCCACUCCUGCAAGGGAGGUAAGGAAAAGAGAGCAAAGGAAGGAAAAAUCCUUAUGAGCUCAGAGGGCAGAAGCUUUCAGUCUGAGAGCUGAGAUUCCAUAAUGGGCAAUUUCUGGACACCUGUUGUCCCUGUCCCCAGGAUCCACUAAGACAGAGUCCAACUAGAGAGAUGACUCUGAACCUGUGUCUCUGAGUAUCUCCCUCUGUGACCUUCACUUCCUUCCUGACCAGGGCUAUGAAGUCCUCACAGAUUGCGAAAGCUCCCCUAUUGACACCUGUCUCCCUGAAUGCCCCUCCCUAACUGUCCUCUCUGGACCUCUAAGUUCUGAGAGGUUCUGGGAAGUUCUGGGAAGUUCUGGGCACUCUCCAUCCCCCAGAUCAGCUCUCUCCUUUCUAGACUCCUGAUUCCAACAUCCCUCCCACUCAUGAAAUGCUUAGGACCUUGCCAGGAGGAACUCUGGUUUGUGAACAGUGUCUACUCCCUGGCCCUGGUCUUUGCCAUGCAGAAUAUGGCAGGGGACCUUCCUUCCCCGUGGCCAUCCACAUAGCUCCAUGAGAACUAAUGUAAGUUCCUCUGCCUCCCAUAGACUCCAUUAUCUACUCUGCUAACUGCAUCUUAGGCAAAAAGAGUAGGUGGGGAGGAUGCCUCCUACUUAGUCUAAGUACAUUCCAAAGGGCCCUUUGAGAAACAGGGCUCCUUUUUUGAUAAUGUGCCUCCAAGAAGUGACUUGGAACUCUGGGAACUCCAGGACGGGUGGGUGGAAGGGUGAGGUCCUAGCUACGUAAUGGGGAAGGAAGAUUGCUUGCAAUCGAAGGUUCAUCAUUUCUCAACAGUGACUUUAAAGAUCACUGAAUCCAGCUGCUGAUGGGAUGGCCAAGCCCCAUCUAUAAAACUCAGUAAGAAGUCACACAGAGGACAAGGAAUUCACCACUGCUGCUUAGCAGCUGGCUUGUGAAUGAUUUUGUCAAAUAGGACCUGGCUUCUCCAUGGUCACAAUGGGACCAAGGUCAGGAUGCAUCAUGGCCAGAGAGUGAGGGGUUGAAGAGGAAUGGGUGGGAGGUUUGGGGUCUGGUGGGCCAGUCUUUGAGAAUAUGAGUUCUUCCUGUGAGAGGAAGGUGGGUAAGUUCCUGUCAUUUCUGACUGUGACAUCUCUGCUGCCAUCAUCUGUAACCCAGGGUCCCAGGGUCAAGGAAUGGUUCUGUCCCCAAACUGUGGCUCCAUGGGGAUACAAACUGUGCAGACCUAUAGGGACAGGGAGUUGGAAGUUGAGAAAGUCUGGGAGUCGGAAGGGAGUGGCAUGUUCGGAGUGUCACCCUGACUCCUGAGGUCUCUGCCUCAGCAAUCCAGAUCUGACUCCUAGGGCCUGGACAAUUGCUCCACCCUGAUCUCCUGGUCAACCUGGCUUUGCUUUGAGACGGUCACUGGCAUUGACUUGUGGCCUCAUUUGACCUCUGGUCCUUCAUAGUUCCAGGCUGUCAACAGUGUCUUGGCUGUUGAUCUGUAUUUUAGACUAGAUAGCCACUGAGAGCCCAUCUUCACCAUGUGCUCCUCAACUCAGCUUCCCUGCCUGUAUUGGUCCAGCUACAGCACCAGGAUCCAUGCAGGGGAUCAGGUUCCUCAUAAAUUGUCAAAACCAAAAGGAUUCACCCACCAGAAUUCUUAGAGUUAUGACUGGUCUAUAUCCAUUAAACAAGCAUUUAUGGGAGCCUGCUAACUGCCAGUCACUGUGCUUAGGGUUGGGGAUACAGAGAUUCGGUCUAGUAAGCCAACAUCUAUGGCAUGCUUAAAAUGUGCCAGAUUCCUCUUCAUGGAUUAAUGGCUCAAACAUCCCUUUAAGGUCAGUACUUUCCCUCAUUUUACAGAGUGGAGAAAUUGAGGCACAAAGAGGUUAAGUAAGUUCCCAAAGUCACCCAGCUAGUAAACGGUAGAUCUUGAACUUUGAAGUUUUAACCAUUAUGUUUUUGUGCCUUUCCCUUAAGGGUGUGUGUGUGUGUGUGUGUGUGUGUGUGUGUGUCGGGUAGAUGUAUGAAAAAAAUAAUGGCAAUGCAAAGCAGUCUUGGCUGCAGCUAGAGAAAUGCUGAAGGAGCUCGGGAGGAUGGGGGAGCAUGACUUUUGGAUACAAGUCCCCAGGAGGCAAGAGGGGACAGAAGUGGUGACCUCUCACCUGGAGAGUUUAAGGGUUCCAUACCAAAUUAACCAGGGGCCCCUGAUAGGAGGGAGAGGGCUGUUGCUGCUACCACCAAAGGCCCAGAGGCCCCUUUCCAGAGACAUAAUCUCAGAGAUGUAUGCCUUUUCCUUAUCCCAGUACCAGGCAGGACCCACAGGAAGAGUACGUGAGGAGCAGGGAGGAUGAGGAGCAGGAGGAGGAGACAGACAGGACGGAGUGAGUGCUGCUCCUUGACCUUUGGAACCCCGGGAGGCUUUAGGCUCAUUGCAUACCUCUGCAUCUGCACUGCACGGCAUGUGAGCAGCACCCUUCUCACUAAGGCUCUGCCCGCCCAGCUGCACAGUGGGUCCUCCCUUCACUUCACUUCCCCCUGUUCUUUAGACGCAUGAAACAAUAGGUAAAGAUUUUCUUCAUCAACCUAUUUGAUAUUUUGGUGGUUGUUUCUAGCCACUAAGUUUUGGGAUAGUUUUAGGAUAUAGCAACAGACAAUCAACACAAAUAGCCAAGACAAAUUUGAAUUUUCCCCCAUCAAGUCCAUGGGGGAAAAUAGAUAGCUUUACCUUACCAGAAACCACAACUUACUAUGAAGUCAUAGUAAUUGCCGCACAAUCCUGGAAUGGAAAAUCGGCCAAGGCAACAAAAUUAAAAGGCAAGAAAUGGGCCCAUGUAAAUAUGAAAAGUUGGUAUUUGACAGAGCCACAUUAUGUAUCAGGGAGAAAGGAUAGAUCAUUUAAUGGGGCUGACACAACUAUCUAUCCAUAUGUGAAACAAAAUAAAAUUAUAUUUCUACCUUAUGUCUUACACUAAAAUAAAUUCCAGGUGGGUUAUAUUCGUAAGUAUACACACAGAUAGCCAAAUAAGAAAAUGUUUAGACAAAACUCUGAGCUAUUAUGAUUUUAGGACUCAGAAAGAUUUUUUAAAAGAUAGCAAAAGCACAAACUAUAAAGGGUAAACAAUGUGACAUAGUUUACUAUGUUGAAAUUGAAAACUCUGAUAUGCAGAAGACACCAGAAGUAAAGUGAAAGGGUGUACACAGAACAAGAGAGAGAGGUCAGGGCUAGUGUCACUUGCUGACCCAGAGGAAAGUGGCCAGAAGACCUGUAACCCUGGAGGGCUACUUUGGUUUAGAUGAGAAGAGAAAGGGGAGGAUUCAAGGUAGGAGACAGAAAAGAAACUACUGGCUUGGGAGAAGAAAUGCCAGUGCAUCACAACGUAUCAGUCAGGGUAUGUUAGCUGCUGUAACAACAACAACAAAAAAAAACAAUGAAAGUUUAUUUCUCACGCUGGGCACAGUGCGAUGGAGAUUUAUGAGCAGUCUAUGCUCCACACGGUCACUCAGGAGCCCAAGUUUCUUCCAACUCGUGGCUCUGUUAUUCUGUAGAGCCUCAGAGCCCUCCAAUGAAUCCUCUAUAUCACGUCAGUAAACAAGAGGAGAGAGAGAACAGGCAGUUUUAUGGGAGGGGUGGCCUGGAGUGGCAAACUUAGUCACUCUAAGUCACAGAACACAGUCACACGGCCACCUCAAACCAUAAGAGAGACUGGAAGAUACAGUCUAGCUGUGUUCUCAGAAGAAAAUAAUUUGGUGGACAACUACUUAGUCUCUUCCAAGACCAAGAUAUUCUGAAAUACAAGUUGUUGAUGUAAGUUCAAAGUCCUCAGGGAAGCUUCCUCAGGAUUCAGAAAUGUGACCUAUCUUCUCUUCCUGCUACUGCCUCGUCACCUGCCUGUUUCCAUCUCCCAGGAAUUCCAGCUGGAUUUCUCAGCACAAGCCCCUUUCUCCACCUGCAACUAUCAUUCGUGUAACCCAUUUACAAAUGAUUUUGUGAGGGUCCUGUCUUUCAGAGUUUCAUUCUAGGAGAUCCAGGCUGACACCAAAAGCAAGUCAUCAAAAUAAUCUAGAACUCUAUUCUGUUCUUUAGAGAACUACACAAGUAUACAUUUUCAAGUCCACAUUAUCUUGACGGCAAUAUCUGGCAGCUUCCUUCUCACUCACUCCCCAUCCAAUCUUUCUCCAAGCCAGUUUUUUCCUGGCUCUUUAAUGUUUUGCUCAUCCACUGGUUGGCCGUUAGUGUCUUCACUAAAGAAGACAUGUCUCCUUAGCCAAACACUUAGAAAUCAACAAGGUGGCCUGAAGUAGGUGAAAGUACAGGUCCUUCAUAUCUCUCUGGUCCCUGAUAUUUUAGGUCUAUGUUUUAGGAGUUGUGAUAGUUGAGGUUGUGAUAAUAGUUUGGAAAUGUGAGGCAGGAGAUUGACCAUAGGGAGGUCUGCUAUAUGUCAGUAACCUUAGAAAACCAAACCUGUGCCUCACAAGUAAAGAUGAAUACGCUUACUGUAGUUAUUCAAGUAUUUAGACUUGCUGCUCAAUGCUUCAUAAAACAUUAACGUCUUAAGAGAUGUUAGUAAAUGUCAUGUGAAAAUAUUUCAUGCUAGUAAUAUAUUGUCUCCAAAGAUUUUAAUGUAAGGAAAAAUAAACAUGUUUAUCACAAUUUUCAAAAACCAACUCUCUUGCUAUCCAUUAUUAGAAAAAUAAGGAAAUAUAUUAUGUUAUGUUCAUACCAAGUAAUACUACUUAGAUCUUAUAAGGAAUGAAGUAAAACUCUAUCUGUUGUUAUGGAAAUAUGUCUAAAUUUCACCUUGUACUAAGCUAUGUUAUUCUGCACAGGUUGCUUAAUACCUUUGAAUCUUAGUUACCUGAAACAAUAAUUUUACCUACCUUAUAGAUAAUGAUAUAUCAGUUAAUACAUACUACAUUAAUUAAUGCAUAAUCAAUAUAUUAAUUAAUGCCAAUAUAAUAAUUAAUAUAUAAUAAUGCAAACAUGUAAAGUGUUUAGAACAAUUGCUAGCAUGUAGUAAGCACUUAACAAAUGUUAGUGUUUAUUAUUAUUAUUAUUAUUAUUUUGCAGUUUUGGCCAGGGCCGGGCUUGAACACAUCACCCCUGGUGUAUGGGGCAGGUGCCCUACUCCAUGAGCCACUCCGGCGCCACCCAAAUGUUAGUGUUUUAAAGUGGUAGAAUUAGGGACAACUUUUACUUUUUCAGAGAAAGUUUUUAUGUAUUGUUCACAUAAACAUUAUUAAAAAGUAGUUUCUUCUUAGUAAAUGUAGAAUAUAACUGUCUUAACACAAUCACUAAGAAAAUGCCAGGAAGGCCAUAUUAACCAGUGUGAUGAAAAUGUGUCAAACUGUUUAUAAAACCAAUGUAUGGUGCCCCAUGAUCACAUUAAUGUACACAGCUAUGAUUUAAAAUUAAUUAAAAGAAAAUAGUUUCUUAAGGAUUUUUGUAAAUGCUUAAAACCUUUUAUGUGGUUCAUAAAAGGACAACAUUGCUAAUUAACUGUGUAACAAGAAGUAAACCCUCUAAUAAAAAAAGAGGAAAAAGUCACAAUACAACUGCUCCUUGUUUUAUUAAUUACCUGUGGCUUAAAUUUAUUUU
Molecule: messenger RNA, 6994 nt
Organism: Nycticebus coucang (slow loris)
Lineage: Eukaryota; Metazoa; Chordata; Mammalia; Primates; Lorisidae
Product: natural cytotoxicity triggering receptor 2-like
Exons: 6
Coding region: 415-1287 (290 amino acids)
Cellular component (GO): cell surface
Molecular function (GO): signaling receptor activity
Source: RefSeq, a predicted model, not a curated record